Messenger RNA from Vombatus ursinus (common wombat), 2141 nucleotides. RefSeq names its product interleukin 11 receptor subunit alpha (gene IL11RA). Gene Ontology annotation, molecular function: protein binding; cytokine receptor activity. Gene Ontology annotation, biological process: cytokine-mediated signaling pathway. The record is from RefSeq and is a predicted model, not a curated record. Lineage: Eukaryota; Metazoa; Chordata; Mammalia; Diprotodontia; Vombatidae. Gene Ontology annotation, cellular component: external side of plasma membrane; membrane. Bases 99 to 1535 code for a protein of 478 amino acids. The transcript is spliced from 13 exons.
GAGGGCAAGAGCCGGCCCCGCUCUGCCCAGGGGGGCGGGGGGCCGGAGGCUGUGUAGCGGAGGAGGGACCGGGCGGGCUGGCGGCACGGCCGCGUAAGAUGAGCAGCAGUUGCUUUGGGCUGGGCAGGGUCUUGGUGAUUGUGGCUGCAGCCUUAGUGUCUGUUCCUUCCACUGGCCCUGAGGCCUGGGGUCCCCCAGAAUUCAUGCCAACCCCAUCCCCAGGAGUCCAGUACGGGCAACUUGGAGAGACCGUUGUGCUGUUGUGUCCAGGAGUGACUCUCGGGACGCUGGUUUCCUGGCACCGGGCUGAUGGCCACGCGCUCCUGGGGACAGCGAGGUCAGAGUUAGGGUUGGGACAACGGGAACUGGUCCUGGAGCAGGCAGAUAGCAAGGACGAGGGCACUUACAUCUGUCAGUCCCAGGAUGGGGGGACCAGAGGCUCUGUGACGCUCCAACUAGGCUCCCUCAGCUCCUGUCCUGUCCUCACAGACCCCCCAUCUCGUCCCAUGGUUUCCUGCCGGGCAUCAGACUAUGAGAAUUUCUCCUGUUCCUGGAGCCCUAGCCGGGUCAGUGGCCUUCCCACACGAUACAUUGCCUCCUACAGGAAGAAAAUCAUCCUUGGAACAGAAAGAGGAAGGCCAGCACUGUCUGCAGAUCCCUGGCCAUGCUUACCAGAACUUCCUGGGGCUGCCCGGUGUGUGGUCCAUGGCUCUGAGUUCUGGAGCCAAUAUCGGAUUAAUGUGACUGAGGUGAACCCCCUGGGAGCCAGUGCCCGCCUACUGGAUGUGAGCAUGCAAAGUAUCUUAAGGCCAGACCCACCCCAGGGACUUCGAGUAGAACCAAUUCCUGGGGCUCCCCGACGCCUACUGGUCAGCUGGGCCUAUCCAAACUCCUGGCCCCUCCAACCCCACUUUUUGCUCAAGUUCCGACUGCAAUACCGCCCUGUGCGCCACCUGACCUGGUCCAUGGUGGAGCCGGCUGGGCUAGAGGAGGUGAUCACUGAUGCCGUGGCCGGGCUGCCCCAUGUGGUUCGAGUUAGUGCUCGAGACUUCCUUGAUGCUGGCACCUGGAGCGACUGGAGCGAGGAGGCGUGGGGGACCCCAAGUCCUGCAUUGACAGCCUUUGGCCCCAGCACCAGACCUAGUGAGAGGCCCUCGGAGACAGAGACGCUGACCCAGAUGCAGACGCAGGUGCAGGCACAGACAGAGAUGAAGCCAGAGAGACAAGUUCUCCCCAGGCCUUCCCUGCAGCCCGACUCUCAGCCAUUAACGGGGCCUCCACCUGCUGAGGAGGUGGGGUCAAGCUGCUUCUCAUGUGGGUUCUCCCUCCACCAUCCAGACCACAGGGAUCCCCUGGAGCAGGUGGCUGUGGUAGCAUCUCUGGGCGUCUUCUCUUUUGUGGGUCUGGCUGCUGGGGCCCUUGCACUCCUGCUCUGGCUCAAGCUGAGAGCAAACAGAAAAGGGGCUGCCCCAAAGCCUGGAUUCUUGGCUUCUAUGGUGCAGGUGAAGACCAUGCCUGUGGCUCAGAUCCUGUAAGUGAACUUUGGAGGAUCUCAUUCCUAAUAGGAUUCCACCAGUGUGGAAGGACAACCGGAGUUUCUGGAAGGAUAGUUGACUCCCCUCCAACUCCAUUGUCUUGAGGGGCUAUUGUUUAGGGUCCAUUUUUGUGGGACUCACAAUGUCCCCAAUAUUUGCUAUUCAGUGGGUGGGUGAACAACUCCUUAGUCAUGGGGCUCAUGUAACAUUCUCCCUUUCCCACCCCAACCCUGGCUCAGAGUAAGGGAAACAGACUUCCCUCCCAAACAUCUGGGGCCAUAAGGGACAUAUAUGGAAAUACACCUGAGGCAAGGUGAGGUGUGUUUCUAUGUACAUGUGGGAAAUAUCCAUGUGUGUGUUUGUGUCUAUGUGUAGGACUCUGGGUAUGAGUCAGGUGGGUAACAUGGGCUUUCUGAAGACUACGCAUCUGUGGUUGUUUUGGACAUAUACCUCUGUAAGCCUCCUAGCUCUGUGUUUGUGUGUGGGCACCAAUGGAUGUUGGUGGGAGAGGAAGCUUGGAGGAUGAUAGGGUAUUGUUGCCAUGUAUCUAUGUGAAUAAAGGAAUUAGGAGUUCUGUGUCAUACCCUUGGCAUAAACUCUUCUGAA